GAAUCGAAUAGCUGUUCCGGGGCAGUGUAUCACUAACCGCCAUGGGAGAAGAUCGCUUGGUUGAAAUUCCUCGAAAUGAUUGGGAAGAGUGGCGUGAUUUGUAUAAGCGUGAUUGGCCUCGCCAUGAGAUCGCGUUUAAUUUAGUGCAAAACUAUAUCGAUUGGUCAAAGCGCGAUCGUAAAAUUAAGGACUUGGCACUGUACAGCCUUAAUGGCAGCUGGCGGGAAAACGGCACUUUUGUCAUCAUCGAUCGUAUCGAUUUGUAUAUGUACACGCUGGACGAAUCUUUGGACACUCUGCGUCGUGCACUGGAGCUAGUCGAUUGGGACUACUACUACGUGUCCAUUAUGUGCGAGUACGAAACAUUGCUCUACAACACGUUUAAGAAGCUUAAUGUCCGUGUGUCUAUAGCACGCCCAAACAUUAUGUAUUUCCUACCCAAGGAGGAAGCCUUAAAGCUGAACCCAUCCGUACCGGAAGGUCUUCAAGUUGGCCCGCUUCAACCGUAUCAUGCCAAAAUUAUUAACGACCUGUGGCCACACCGGGAAACGGGUUCCGAGUUUUCUCUGGAGCGAUUAAUCCGUUGGAAUCCAUCGAUGGGUUUGUUCGACAAACAGGGCGAUCUACUUGGAUGGUGUUUGUUCACGCAGCCUGGCGUCAUGGGAUCGCUGGGUGUAAUAGAACGUCGCAAAGGCUAUGGCAAAAUUGUGGUGCAAGCAUUCGCCAAACGGCUAGCGGAAAUGGGCUUCAAUCUGUACGCUAGUAUUCUAGUGGAAAAUGAACCAUCGAAAGCACUGUUCGCAAGUGUCGGAUUUAAACCGAUCAAAGACACAACCUGGAUUCGAAAUUGUGAACGAAAAUUUGUUGAAUGGAGCUCUGGAGAUAAGCUGGAAUUCAACUAAACCUCUCAAUUUCUACGGCUGUUAUCUAAAUGAGCAAAAUCAUUUUAAUUGUAAUAUUCAACAUUAAAGUCAUUUGCAAAAACAA
Molecule: messenger RNA, 987 nt
Organism: Anopheles funestus (African malaria mosquito)
Lineage: Eukaryota; Metazoa; Arthropoda; Insecta; Diptera; Culicidae
Exons: 2
Coding region: 42-902 (286 amino acids)
Molecular function (GO): acyltransferase activity, transferring groups other than amino-acyl groups
Source: RefSeq, a predicted model, not a curated record